GUUUUGAACUUUGAGCUACUCUUCUGACGGUAGAAAGAUUACUGAAGACAGGUCAGUUCCUGAAGUGUACUGUGACUGAACGUGGAUCAAGGCAGUCACGAACAUUCUGAAGUUAGACAAUGAGGAAUAUUUUUUGAGGAACCCUUUUCAGCUGACCAGAAAUAACCAGGAUCGAACAAUGGACGAUAGCUGGGAUGCAGCCUUCACCUUUUUCAAGAUGUGGUUUUCUGCGGUUGUGGCACUCAUCAUGUUUCCUGCCAUGUUUGGAGUUUCUCUGGGAAUUACAGAGGCCUACAUGAAGGUCCUGGUGAAGACUCUGGAGUGGGCAACCCUGCGGAUCCAGAAAGGGAGAGGUGAACAGCAGAUGCUCAAAGCGUCCCCGUCGAACGGAAUCAUCGAGCGGGGCGACGGCUCCAUGGAGCAGGAGAUGGGGGAGCUGAGGCGGUGCCGGCCCAAGCCGCCCACGGGCGGGGACUUCACCCUGAGCGACGUCUUCUACUUCAACAGGAAGGGCUUCGAGAGCAUCAUGGAGGACCAGGUGACCCAGCGCUUCACGUCUGAGGAGCUGGUCUCCUGGAACCUGCUCACCCGCACCAACAACAACUUCCAGUACAUCAGCCUCCGCCUCACCGUGCUGUGGGGCCUGGGCCUGCUCAUCCGCUACUGCUUCCUGGCGCCCCUCCGAAUCACUCUGGCAACCAUUGGUUUGAGCUGGCUGGUGAUUGGAACCUCUAUAGUCGGUCUGCUUCCCAGCAGCAGGGCGAAGAACUGGCUGAGUGAGUUGGUCCAUCUGAUGUGCUACAGGAUCUGUGCCAGGGGACUCUCAGCCACCAUCCACUACCACAACAAGGAGAACCGGCCAAAAAAGGGAGGGCUCUGUGUGGCUAAUCACACAUCGCCGAUUGAUGUCGUAAUUCUGGCCAAUGACGGGUGUUAUGCUAUGGUGGGUCAGGUUCACGGUGGCUUAAUGGGAGUCAUCCAGAGGUCGAUGGUGAAAUCUUGUCCUCAUAUCUGGUUCGAGAGAUCUGAGAUGAAAGAUCGCCAUCUUGUGACCCAGAGGUUAAAAGAUCAUGUGGCUGACCAGACAAAGCUUCCCAUUUUAAUCUUCCCUGAGGGAACCUGCAUCAACAACACAUCGGUCAUGAUGUUUAAAAAGGGCAGCUUCGAGAUCGGAGGCACAAUAUACCCUGUAGCCAUCAAGUAUGACCCCCAGUUUGGGGAUGCCUUCUGGAACAGUGCCAAGUACAGCAUGAUCAGCUACCUGCUGAGAAUGAUGACCAGCUGGGCCAUUGUGUGCAAUGUGUGGUACUUACCCCCCAUGACACAGGAGGAAGGAGAGGAUGCUGUCCAGUUUGCCAACCGGGUGAAAUCUGCUAUCGCGCACCAGGGAGGGUUAGUGGACUUGUCAUGGGAUGGGGGCUUGAAGAGGUCAAAGGUCAAAGAGGCCUUCCGAGAGGAACAGCAGAGGAAGUACAGCAAUAUGGUCGUCGGGGACGACAGCAGCGACUAACCCCCCUGAACACGCGUCCGGGGCGUAACGCCAGCACACAGGCCCAACACGCCUGGAGCCAGGUCUCUGAGCCGGACUGUGCUUCAGGGGCCAGAUACCUCAAGGAGCUGCCUUUUUUCCUGUCUGUUCUCCCUAUGGAUACGCUCAUGCAUACGUUUUGUUUCAGACACAAAGGGACUGAUUUGCUUGUGCCACCAUGUGGGGUUUUUGUUUUGUCAUUGACUAACCUUUAGGAGGUAUUUUCAUGUUAUUUACCAUUAUGAGUUGGGUCACAUAGAAACACAUAGAGGUCAUAAGGUGGGAGGAUUGAAUCAUCCCUUAAUGUGGCUUAUGCCUAAUGAAUGACUCAUACGGUGGUCAACUUUGAAAAGUAAAUCAAAACUAGUAAAAGAGUAAUGUCUACUGCUGUGUCGACUAUUUCCAUAAAUGUCAUAAAUCAUGUCACGUAGUUUCAUAACAUUGAGUGUUUUUGUUUUUUAAAGGGGCAUUUCACCCAAAAAUUUAAUUAAACUAUCUUUCCACUGACCUGGAGUGCUGUAUAUAUCCAGAUAGUUUCGCUCAGUUUUGAAGUUUUCUAGAUAUGCAAUGUAGCUCGACCUGAUACAAUGACUUCAAGGGGACAAGGUUUAUGUGGUCUCUAAGCACUGAAAAUGUACACUUGAAAAGCUCAAUAACAUAAGCUCAAUAAUGUCUCUUUUAAAAUACAAUGCUACAGUUAUUCUAGAGCAUCCGUAGAGUUGUGUGCAUGGUUUCAUCGAAAACUACUUUCAACUAAAGCAGUUUUUUGAUGAAAAUAAAAUAUACUGUGGUUACUCAGACAUCAGCAGAGCCUAUUUUCUUUGUAGUUUCUUCAAAAAACACCCGAAUUACGGCAACUGUACAUCUAUGCAAAGUCUCAACCAAAGCAAGCCUGUGUUCUGGCCUUCAGUGUCAAGUGUGUUACAUAAUACUGGUGUGCUUUGGUUGGGACUUAAUGACUAACCAGGGCAUUAUAUUUGGAAAGGAUUGUUGCUCUUCAGUUCUAAAUACAUUUUUGGUGUUUUGACACUAAACACCUUGUGCUGUUGAGGUCCAUUGUCUCAGGUUGAGCUGCAGUGAAUAUCAAGAUUGUUAUCUAAACAGAUGGUACAACUGGUUAAGUGUAAAGUUUAUGGGCGAACUGCCCCUUUAAGUAUCCCACCAAUAUUUGGGCAAGAACAUAAAAAAAAAUACAGAACCCACUCUACAGUAUACUCUUUCUAUACGUGUUCAGUUGCCAUUGAGUUAGUACUGUUUGUGUUUUUGUGUUCAAAUGACCGUUUCAGUUUGGCAAACUCUUCUGUAUCUCCGCCAUGCUGUAUGUGAUAUUAACAGGUUCCAUCCAUUGAUAUUGGAAAAUGUUUUUGUUCUGCUGUGUAAAACUGUGAUUUACUGGUCAGAUCAAAGCAUUUCAUGUGUAAUCAAGGUUAGUUUCAUCAGGUGUGCUUGAUAUCAAAUAAUUGGAUCCAGCUAGGGAUGCCCAAGAAUAUAUCCCUUGAAUGAAUGUGUCUCGCAGUUGUCAACCAAUCCAAGCUUUUAAUGCCUUCCAUUCACAAGAUUUGUGAAUAGUGCGAAACCUGUUCUAAGCUUGUUAACCCAGAUGAGUACAUUCUGCCAAUUAUAUCUGGUCUUGUCUGGUAAUACUUUAUUAAUAAAAAUAAAGUGUCCAAACAUCAUCAAA
Molecule: messenger RNA, 3209 nt
Organism: Conger conger (European conger)
Lineage: Eukaryota; Metazoa; Chordata; Actinopteri; Anguilliformes; Congridae
Gene: agpat9l
Product: 1-acylglycerol-3-phosphate O-acyltransferase 9, like
Exons: 13
Coding region: 179-1510 (443 amino acids)
Biological process (GO): triglyceride biosynthetic process
Cellular component (GO): endoplasmic reticulum
Molecular function (GO): glycerol-3-phosphate O-acyltransferase activity
Source: RefSeq, a predicted model, not a curated record